CGUAGUCAAAAUUGAGUAAGGUUUAUUGUGGGCCAACAAUAGCGCCAAGAAAAUUUCCAUAAGUUAGGACCGCUUGGACCCUUUUACGCAUUUAUAGCACCUUCCUCGUAUUCUGUGGUGCCGAGUUGUAUUUCUUAUGACAAAAAAGUCGCUGAAGCAGAAAUCUGUCUGAACAGGGUACAAUUUACAAGUACGUCGAGUACAGGAACUAGACAAUUCCAUUCCCCACACAGUCCAAUUCAGCUGGAUAAAAAACAUAGCGAUGGAGUCGUCUGUAUGCCGUGUUUGCCAUGUCAACAAACCUGAGAAAGGUUUACGAUUUCCAGAACCCAUUUGCGCGUCCUGCCUGCAGGAUAAAUUAAAUGCAUUUCUCGAUGAAGAUAUGUUUCUAGAAUCGGACAGCGAAAGUGAGAGUUCAAACCUUGAGAAAGGAUCUCUUGUAGUUGAAAAAUUGGAGCAGAAACCACAAAGUGUACAGAAAAAAAUGAAAAACGGGCCACUUAAGGAGGAAGAUAUAAAGGAAGAGCAUUACCCUAUUUCAAACUCCAACAUUAAUCAAGAAAAUGAUGAUAAUAUCAUUGAUAAAGAUCUGGAAAACACAGAAGACCGACCUUACACGUGCUCUCAAUGCCAAAAGUCCUUUGUCCAGAACAUAAGUUUUCAGGCACAUAUGCAAAUGCAUGCAAAUAAAAAAAGAGAGUGCACCCAGUGUUCGAUGACUUUCACAACUGAUGUUAAACUUAAGUCGCAUUUCUUACACGUGCACUGCGACGAACGCCCAUUUAAGUGUAGCGUCUGCCCUAAAGACUAUAGACUGCGAAGCAAACUCCACAGGCAUUUGAGGGUACACGCAGGAGUUCGACCAUUCAAGUGCACCUACUGCUCGAGGACCUUUACCCAGGGUCAAUAUCUACAGGCACAUAUACGAACUCAUACCGGAGAACGACCCUACAAGUGUCCCCUAUGUACAUCUUGUUUUGCACAAGCAUCAUCUCUUCGAACACAUUUUGGAUUACAUACCACCUAGUGUUUCAAAUUUGCAUGUGCCCACAGUUUGCAUCUCUUGCAUCCCCACAAUGGAAAGCCUUUCAGGAACCUACAGUCAUUUUCAAUAAUGAAGGAACUUCGCAUCUAAACUGGAACUCGGAUGACGCGGAAGGAACAAUCGAAUCGCAGCCUCGAUGACAUCCGUAGUACAAAUUCCGUACAGAUUAAUAAAAGAGAAUUAAUAAAAUAGUGCAUAAGCACAUUAUUUUUUA
Molecule: messenger RNA, 1259 nt
Organism: Drosophila subpulchrella
Lineage: Eukaryota; Metazoa; Arthropoda; Insecta; Diptera; Drosophilidae
Product: gastrula zinc finger protein XlCGF7.1-like
Exons: 2
Coding region: 263-1027 (254 amino acids)
Biological process (GO): regulation of transcription by RNA polymerase II
Molecular function (GO): DNA-binding transcription factor activity; RNA polymerase II cis-regulatory region sequence-specific DNA binding
Source: RefSeq, a predicted model, not a curated record